CUCAGCACUGUCGCUCUGAGGACAUUCAAACACACUCGGUUGUUCCGUAAAUACUGUAAAUUCACCGCGCGAUUCUCUUCUUAACAUGGGUUAAGAUGUGUGGAUAACUCUGCGCGAGGAUGGAGACUCGGAUUUUGUGUUUCGACAGGACAGAAAUCACAGAAGGGCUUUAAUAUCUUCUCUUUUGUUGUGUGUGAGAGAUGAUCGCAGUGUUUGUGUGCAGCGCGGCGGCUUUCAUCCUGUACGUCAGCACACUGGACGCGGACUUCUGCUAUGAUGACAGCCGUGCUAUCAAAACCAACCAGGACCUUCUCCCCGAAACACCUUGGACCAACAUCUUCUACGAUGACUUCUGGGGGACGCUUCUCACCCACAGCGGCAGCCACAAGUCGUACCGGCCGCUCUGCACGCUCUCCUUCCGCCUGAACUACGCCCUGAGCGGCCUGAACCCCUGGAGCUAUCACCUGAUCAACGUGCUCCUCCACUGCGCCGCCGCCGCACUCUUCUCCAGCUUCUCCGGCCUGCUGCUGGGGUCGGGCCGCUGGAGCCUGCUGGCCGGGCUUCUCUUCGCCGCUCACCCCAUACACACCGAGGCCGUGGCGGGUGUCGUGGGUCGGGCCGACGUGGGAGCAGCUCUUUUCUUCCUCUUGUCCCUGCGCUGCUACAUUCGGUACUGCUCCCUGAGGACGAGCGGUGCGCACGGGCGGAGCUGGGUGUGGUUCUUGGGCACUUUGGCUUGUGCUUCCUGUAGCAUGCUGUGGAAGGAGCAGGGCGUAACAGUACUCGCUGUGGCAGCCAUGUACGACGUGUUUGUCUUCCAUCGGCUGAAGUUGCAGCAGGUUCUCGCACUCUUCCGAAAGAAGAAGAAUCUGCCGCUGCUGUCGAGUGUGUUUGUGUUGGGCUGUUGGGGAAUCUUUCUUCUGGCCGGUCGUCUCUACUGGAUGGGCAACAAACCUCCAAACUUCUCCAACUCUGACAAUCCUGCAGCAGACUGCCCCUGUUUCCUGUCCAGAACUCUCACCUUCUUCUACCUGCCAGCCAUGAACAUUUGGCUGCUCCUCUGCCCUGACAUGCUGAGUUUUGAUUGGUCAAUGGAUGCUCUGCCACUUGUGAGGAGCGUUGCUGAUUGGAGGAACCUCCACACUGUUGCCUUCUACGGCUCGCUGCUGGCGCUGGCGUGGUUCGGACUCCUCAGCAGCCCAACCAAAGGCAAGGAGACCAACGGGAAAGUCCAUCAUGUAGCAAAUGGGAAGUCCACGAACGGACACGGCUGUAGCUCUGAUCAUGAACACUCGACUCUUUAUUCAAACGGAACUAAUGGUACUGUAAAACACCAUGUGUCGUCUUUACCCACCACUGAGAGUCUGGUGCUGUUCUCAUUGGGUCUGCUGGUCGUUCCCUUCAUCCCAGCCACCAACCUCUUCUUCUACGUGGGCUUUGUGGUGGCCGAGCGAGUGCUAUACAUCCCCAGUAUGGGCUUCUGUCUGCUGGUAGCGGUGGGGAUGAGAUCUUUAUUUGUCAGACUGAGAAGGAAGUCCUCCAGAACACUCCUGAUGGGCUCCUGUGCUGCUCUGGUGCUUCUCUUUGGGAUGAAGACGGUUCUGAGGAAUCACGACUGGCACAACGAGGAGAUGUUGUACAGGUCAGGGAUAUCUGUGAACCCUGCGAAAGCGUGGGGUAACCUGGGAAACGUCCUGAAGAACCAAGGGAAGGUGUCGGAGGCGGAGCAAGCGUACAGGAACGCUCUGUACUACCGCAGAAACAUGGCUGACAUGCUGUAUAACCUCGGUCUGUUGCUGCAGGAAAACAACAGAUUCUCAGAGGCGCUUCAUUUCUAUAAACUGGCCAUCGGGAGCAGACCCACUCUAGCCGCUGCCUACUUGAACACUGGGAUCAUCCUGAUGAAUCAGGGCCGUCUGGAAGAGUCCAAGCGCACAUUUCUCACCUGCUCUGAUAUCCCAGAUGAAAACCUGAAGGAUCCUCACGCUCACAAGAGCUCCGUCACCAGCUGCCUGUAUAAUCUGGGAAAACUGCUUCAUGAACAGGGUCAUCAGGAGGAGGCCAUAUCUGUAUAUAAAGAAGCCAUACAGAAGAUGCCCAGACAGUUUGCCCCACAGAGUCUUUAUAACAUGAUGGGAGAGGCUUACAUGAGACUCAACAGACUGACGGAGGCUGAGAUGUGGUAUAAAGAAUCCCUUCGAGCCAAACCAGACCAUAUACCUGCACACCUGACUUAUGGCAAACUGCUGGCCGUGACGGGUCAGAAAACGGAAGCAGAGAAACUCUUUCUCAAGGCCAUCGAGCUCGAUCCUACUAAAGGAAACUGCUAUAUGCAUUAUGGUCAGUUUUUGCUGGAAGACUCGAGACUUUUGGAAGCUGCUGAAAUGGCACAGAAAGCCGCUCAGUUGGACAGUGAAGAGUUUGAUGUGGUUUUCAGCGCAGCUCAUAUGCUCAGGCAAGCAAGCCUCAAUGAUGCAGCUGAGAAAUACUACAGACAAGCAGCGAGUCUGAGAUCUAAUUAUCCUGCAGCCCUCAUGAAUCUUGGAGCCAUUCUCCAUCUGAACGGGAAACUCCAGGAGGCCGAGGCCAAUUACCUGAGAGCCUUGCAGCUGAAACCGGAUGACACCAUCACUCAGUCCAACCUGAGGAAGCUGUGGAACAUCAUGGAGAAACAGGGCUUGAGGACUCAUGGACACCUUUGACUAAAGAGCACCUUCACUGAGGUUUUGAGGGAAAUGUUCUCUCUCUGCUCUCACUACUGAGGUAAUCUACAUCCAAGAGCAGACUAAUGAAGUCUUCAGAAGCUCAAAAUGAGAGCAGCUACUGUAUGUUUGGUACAGUGGAGAACAUCUGGAAGACUCUAAAGCUGUAGAGCUCCCCAGACCUGUCAAGAACCUCUCUAGAGCAUUUUGCUUUUCAGAGGUCUUCGAGAACUCAAAAGAAGUUCUUCACUUGAAGUGGCCCAUAGAUACAUACUUGAAGUCUCACAGUUGAUUAGGUUUUAAUUAGUUAGUUGAUGCUUAAUAGUCUUGAAGGGCAAUAUUUGCUGUAAGGCUGUAUAACAUUAUGAAGGAAUGAGAGUGCGAUUUAUCUCUUUGAAGCUUCCUCUGCAUGCACAGUACAGUUCAUUCAUUCAUUCGACUGGAAUCAUAUUUAUUGAGUACAUCAUAGCUUAAGGACAAAUCAUUUUCAUGCACAAAGGUGACGCAUGAUUUUAUGCCAUCUAAACUGAUCAACAUAAUAAUAACAAGAUAAAAUGGCCAUGAAAACACGUCCUAAAUCGUUCACACGUACCGUAAUAACCACACAAAAAACGUUGUAUUGACACUCUACAUGUUCACCGCAGAUGAUAUGACACGUCUUACAUGUGUGUGAAUCACGGAUUUGUACACAUUCCAUUCAUUUUAUAUGAAUCCAGACCAUUAGAUAACUACUGGGAUCAUGGAAUUGGAUCCACACGCAGUAUCUUGCCAAAAAUAACUCAAAUCCUGAAAGAAACAUUAGAUAAGCUCUGUAGCUGAAGGAAGUGUUCCCGCGAGCUCUCUCUGUCUUCAAAACUGCAAAACUUGUUCUGUAGCAGAAAAACACGAGGACAUGUUCACAUCAUUGCUUUACUAUCAGAAGAGUGAUGGAUCACACAUGAUUAUUUCACAUUCAGCAGAAGGACGGAUCCAUGGAUAUCAGCUAAUGAUAAUGUCUCAUUUACAGCCCGGUCCAGUAUAAAAGCAAAGCUUUGAGGGUAACUCCUAACCAAAUACACAUCUUUUCACUCUUGCACUCAUCUAACAAUAUACAGCCAUAGUUUUGGAAGGGAUUGUUUAUAUGUAAUAUUGCUUUAGUUGAUUUUUUUUCAUUGUUUGAGUGUAUAAAUUGAACCUAAUAUAUAAAAAUGACACAUUACACAGUAUGAUAUUUUUGCUCAAACAUAAAAAUGGUGAGUAACAAUGUGUGAAUUACGUGUUCUCAGUCUUGUUUUCAUUCUUGCGAUUAUUUUGUUUCAUAAUUGUCUUCUUUUCGUCUUUGUCCCUGAACUUUGUGUACAUACUGAAUGAGGAUAGAUGUGUUUGAAAAGCUCUUAUUUUGUGAUCGCACAGUUCACAUUGGUGAGUUUUGUUAUGAAGGGAAUACAGUGUUGGGUCAGUAUUAAAUUAUUCCCAAUGUGUUUGUCUUGAGGGAAAAAUUCAAAUAAAACAGCUGGCACUGUGUUAUAUGUAAAAGUGUGUAAAAGAUUUCCUAAUGGACAUGCCCUUUGUUAAAACAUAUUUCUGAACAUUUUGAUGUAAUUCAUCCGCUGUUUUAUUCACAUGUUUUCAGAGGAGUGUUCAACAGUGGGAGUUUAUAAACCCGUAAUGUGUCUCAGAAGAAACUGUCUCUUCAUAUUUCUCUACUUUGUUGUGACUUCUUAAAGUUAUGACUGAAAUGCAAACAAUAGUCAAUAUAAGAAAGAUCAUAUGUAACGUCGUGAAUCUCAUGAGGAAAUGUCCGGGUCAUAUUUCACCCCAAAAUCAAAAGAAAAAAAUAUUAUGUUUUGCUUUAAAAAAAAUGAAGCCUGCCAUUAUAUCUUUAUUAAUUUUAUAAUUUUUUGCUAUAUGACAUUAUUUUCAUAACAUUACUGAUACAGUGAUAAAAAUCGUGUAAUUUCAACCUAUUUUCUAUUAUUAUUAAAAUUUGCAUAAAAUCAGUACAACAAAUAUGACAAAUGAGUUUUCUUGAAUUUCUACUUUAUACAGUAUACUCUAUUCACAGUGCACCUCAUGGUCCUGUAUCUCAGCUUUAUUUUCUUGAAUUCUUAAUUUUGUCUUUUGAUUUUGGGGUGCAGUAUGACAUGUCUUGACCGUUUUCGUGAGAUUCACAUUGGACAUUAUAAUAAGAGUGCAGAAAAGAUUUAAUUAAUACCACAGUUGCAGAAAAAGACUAAUGUGUAAAGAGACCUGCUCUAUUAUAUGUCAUCAAAUGCAUUCUUCAUCAUUAUUAAAUAAUAAUAA
Molecule: messenger RNA, 4985 nt
Organism: Myxocyprinus asiaticus (Chinese sucker)
Lineage: Eukaryota; Metazoa; Chordata; Actinopteri; Cypriniformes; Catostomidae
Product: protein O-mannosyl-transferase TMTC2-like
Exons: 12
Coding region: 201-2702 (833 amino acids)
Biological process (GO): protein O-linked glycosylation via mannose
Cellular component (GO): endoplasmic reticulum membrane
Molecular function (GO): mannosyltransferase activity; protein binding
Source: RefSeq, a predicted model, not a curated record